AUGCCAGAUUUCCAGGUUAGUAAAUUAAAAGGCUUGUUUUGCCUACCACCUACAUUGCAUCAAUUGCUAACACUGGCUUUAAAAAACUGUGUAAAAAGUUUUGAUUUAAUAAAAGUUAUUGGUCCAGAUCAAUUUUCAAAAUGUUCAGUAAAUGCAUUCAAAAAUAAUAACUUCUUCAAUUGGACAACAAGGAGUUCUAAAAAUUUAACUCACGAAAAAUGUGCAAGAUUCGCAGAUGAGUUUAUUAAACUUUCAUCGAUACGCUAUAAACMGGAAAAACUCUACACAAAACAAUGCCCARAUUUUAAACCUGUCUGUGAACGUUGUCAGAGUUCCGACUUAACACCGAAGUGUCCUUACAUGAGUAAUGAUCAACAAUCUACAAGUUAA
Diuraphis noxia (Russian wheat aphid) is the source of this 390-nucleotide messenger RNA. RefSeq lists its product as uncharacterized. The record is from RefSeq and is a predicted model, not a curated record. Lineage: Eukaryota; Metazoa; Arthropoda; Insecta; Hemiptera; Aphididae.